AUGACUGUGAACUACAGCAACAUCCUCUGGUUCUAUGGCUUCAGGUGCCUGGGAGGGGGCAAGUUCUACAUCUGCAAAGAUGCAAAAACCGAAUUCGUCGGCUGUUGUAACAGCGACCCUUGCGUUGGUGGGAAAGGUGUCUGUCCCAAAGGCAAGCUGAGGCAGAUGGCUUUCUCUCAGAGCCUCUAUGGACAAAUACCCACUCUGGGUUGCGAUGAUCCCACUCGCAGUCACGCGUACAAACGUCAUCCUCUACGCCAGACGACGUACCCUCCCUUUUUGGCAUACGAACCGAGCCAGGAUAAACCCCAGUCCGGCAUUCGAGAUGAUACCCUUGGUCAUAUUGAUCUACCGGUCAACUGGCACGGAGGCCCGAAGCGACUGCAUAGCCCAGAUAUUACUUGGUUCCUGGACCGGAUUUGGGACCUGGUUCUUACCUUUCUUCCGCUCUGUUUCAUUGCUCUUGCCUUCGUUGCUAUUAGAUUGGAUAACCAGCCGCACUCCCAGUUUGGACAAAGAGUUGUCGAAUUGACCCGGCUGAGUCCAACCAUCUACCCUAUCCUCUUUGCAGCUAUUGUCAGUCGAUUCUACAAGGCCCUCGCUCGGUGGUAUCUUGAAAAGCCUGGCGGAAUCCGACUGGCCGUUCUGGAACAGAUCUUCGGCAGUCAGAGCUUUGUUGCAGCAUUCGAACGAGUCUUUUUUAUCCGUACUCAAGCCGUUGUUGGUUCUGUUAUCCUCCUGACAUGGGCUAUGUCGCCUCUGGGAGGCCAAAGUGCAUCAAGGUUACUGUACAACGGUGUCACCUCUUUCGAAUCAAACGGUACUGUCUAUUACGCCAAUCCAGCUUAUCAGAUGUCGUACUAUUCAAUAGUGGCAGAUAGGAGGAUUACCGCAGAGUCUCGACCCAGUACCGAGGUAUUGUACUCAACAAGCCUGUUUUCGUCCCCAGAACAAAAAGGCUCGCCAAGGGACCUCUGGGGACUUCCGAAGAUUCCUCAAUGGCCACGACCCAGAACAAACAAUCGAUUAUAUAACGUGAGCCAACCAGAUCUGAAAUCUGGAAAGGAGUUCUAUUCGUCACUACUCGGCAUUAGCAUCAAGGGACUCGCGGGAACAAACUUCCGAACCCACUUCGAUUUUAGUGUCCAAACCUCAUAUUUUGACAUUAGCUGCGACCUUGCAAUCGACCCGUCAUUCGCAUCUUUCUACGUUAUUAAUGAAGACUGGGAGGAAAACUCCGAGGUCUACUGGUUUCAAUACGUAAAGCAACUGCGUGGGGGUGACCUUUACAUUGUCAAUUGUUCUAUGCACGAGAUUUUGCUGGAAACUGCCAUUCGUUGCGGUCCCGGCGAUCCGGCGACAAGUUGCGAGGCGAGAAGGCAGCGUCGCUUGGACAGCCCAUCUGCCCGACUGCCCACAGCUGUUUCAGCCGAGGAUGCACAGUCUAUGUUGGCGGAUUGGGCUGCUAUAUCUAAUGAGAAGACCGAAUAUAUAGCGAGCCCCACUGACCUCUACAUCAUGAAGGGUUCCAACCCUUAUUCUGGCGAGGUUGUCAAGCCUUUGACAGAAAGCGACCUUUCAGUGUUCCCAUCAGUCUUUUCUAGCCGGAUUACUACAGCUUUCAACACGUUUUGGACCUCUACACUCAACCCUCAUGGUCACACCAACGUCACAUUCGAUACUAUCCCUGAACACAACGUUCUUGGUCUUAUGAAUAACCAGACAACUGACCAGCCAUUCAUGAAUACAACAAUUGGAACAAGAAUAACAUCUCCCGAGAUACUCGCCAUCUCUGGACUAGUGCUCGAAGCCUUCAUCCGGGGACCAGACAUCUUGGGCUUCGCCAGUUCCAUGACCAGGGACAACCCGUACGUGCCUCUGCCACCGGGAGGGUCGCACCUCGAUGGUACAGACAGGUCAAGACGGCUGCGAGACGUGCGACUGGAGCUGUCUGAUGUACGGCCUGACGAUGAGAAUGGCUAUGUCGCGUUGAGGGCGGUUCCUUCAGUGGUGCAGGUUAACUCGGAAGAAGGUGACGAGGAGGAUGACAAGCCCACGGUCUCAACUGGUUUGAAUCGGAAGCGAUUGUAUGAAUAG
Messenger RNA from Ilyonectria robusta, 2097 nucleotides. RefSeq lists its product as uncharacterized. Bases 1 to 2097 code for a protein of 698 amino acids. The record is from RefSeq and is a predicted model, not a curated record. The transcript is spliced from 5 exons. NCBI's taxonomy places the organism in Eukaryota, Fungi, Ascomycota, Sordariomycetes, Hypocreales, Nectriaceae.